GUCACUGUCAGUGUCUAGCAUAUUUCAGUUUGCUCAGCAAAAAAAAGUGUGUAUCGUACUUGUAAACUCUAUUUAACCGCGAUUUUUAUAUUAAAUAUAGAAAAUUAAGAAGAAAGUGCUCCGUUUUCUGUGAUAAUAGAGUUUAUUAGUUAUCCUAAAUUUUUUAUAUCAUGCCACAAUACAAAGUAAAAGUAAAAUGGGGAAAAGAAACUUAUCCGGACAUCGAGGUUAACACAGACGAGCCUCCCCUACUGUUUAAGGCCCAACUAUUCGCGUUGACCGGCGUUCAACCAGAAAGGCAGAAAGUUAUGAUCAAAGGCGUCACCCUAAAGGAUUCCGAUUGGAACAAUUUCAAACUAAAAGAUGGUGUGACUGUUCUUUUGAUGGGCAGUAAGGAGGAAGAUGUUCCCAAGGAGCCCGUCGAAAAGACCGUCUUUGUGGAAGACAUGAACGAAAGCGAACUUGCUACUGCUUUGGAUCUACCGGCCGGUUUAACGAAUCUAGGAAACACUUGCUACAUGAACGCGACCGUGCAGUGUCUGAAAGCUGUACCUGAAUUGAGGGAGGCUUUAAAAACAUUUCAAGGAGGUGUAGCAGCCGGAGGUAGCGUCGUACCGGCUCAAUCUAUCACAGCAGCUCUACGAGAUCUCUACAGCAGUAUGGACAAGGGCAAUGCUGUGCCUCCUAUAGUACUACUACAAGUAAUGCACAUGGCUUUUCCUAGGUUCGCUGAGAAGAACGAACAUGGUACUUUUGCACAACAGGAUGCGAAUGAGUGUUGGACCGAAUUGGUCAGGAUGUUGCAACAAAAAUUACCUGCUAAGCAGAGCGACAUGAAGACCAGUGAGCAGUUCAAGUCGUUCAUAGAUCAAUUUUUUGGCGGUACGUUCGACGUGGAAUUGAAAUGCGUGGAGGCCGAGGAUGAGCCGGUUUCGAAGAGUAAAGAGCAGUUCUUGCAACUUAGCUGUUUCAUAUCACAAGACGUGCGAUAUAUGCAUUCCGGCUUAAAAAAUAAACUCCAAGAACAGAUUACAAAGAAAUCGGCAACAUUGGACAGGGAUGCGGUUUACACGAAAACCUCGAAAAUAAGUAGAUUGCCGGCUUAUUUGACUGUACAGUUCGUAAGAUUCUAUUACAAAGAAAAAGAAUCGAUUAACGCGAAAAUUUUAAAAGAUGUCAAAUUCCCGAUGGAAUUCGAUGCGUACGAUUUGUGCACUUCACAAUUGCAGGAAAAAUUGACUCCCAUGCGUGCUAAAUUCAAGGAAUACGAAGACGCCCAAGUGGAACUAGCAUCUAAAGAUAAGGGGUCAAACAAGAGUAAAGGGGAUAAUAAGCAUGGCAAGGUUGAAAGGAAAUUUGCACCUUAUUGGUUCGAAGAAGAUUUAGGGAGCAAUAAUAGCGGAUAUUAUAGUUUACAAGCCGUGCUAACCCAUAGAGGAAGAUCAUCGUCCAGUGGACAUUACGUUGGAUGGGUUAGACAGUCCGAUGACAAAUGGAUUAUGUGCGAUGAUGAUAACGUAUCGCCCGUUACAACUGAAGAUAUUUUAAAACUAUCCGGUGGAGGUGAUUGGCAUUGCGCAUAUGUAUUGCUUUACGGGCCAAAGUUAUUGGAUAUAACUGAAGCCGAGAGCAUGGUCACCGAAAGCGAAAACAUGGUAACUGAAUAAUUUAAAGUCCUAAGAAUUGCUUUAAAUAUUUAUAACUUUGUAUUUGACUUUAUCGAAAUAAAAAAAACAAUCUUAAUUUUGUAAAUUAAACAAAUCAAAUGU
Molecule: messenger RNA, 1769 nt
Organism: Phyllotreta striolata
Lineage: Eukaryota; Metazoa; Arthropoda; Insecta; Coleoptera; Chrysomelidae
Source: the annotation of a GenBank genome assembly